CCGCCGCACGUCCGCUCCUGCACGAGCAGGGAUGGACGCCUAUCGCCGUCCUUGGCGCUCUCCCAGAGCAGAGGCGUGGAGCUGACUCAGUUCGUUGUCUAGUCUCUAGGCCAAUGCUCGCCACGCUUUUUUGGUGAGAGAAGUGAAAAGCCGUGAAAACGAGGGGCAGAAAGACCAGACAGAGGGCAGCGAGGGCUAACGACUCUGAGACGCGACCCUCCGCACAGCCUGCCCACGCCGGAGACGCCCCGCCCCCGCGCUCACCGUCCAGAGCGUCGUCCGCAUCUGCCGUCACGCCCUGCGCGUCCCGCUCCACCAGGGGCCCGAAGAACUCGGCUACCAGCUCCUUCAUUCUGGCCACACCCGCCGACAGGCUCUGGAGAGGGUCCGCGUCGCCCGACGCCUCACAGGACACUUGCAGCCGCCGGGGCUCCCCAUCACACCCGACGUACUCGCCCGUAAGCUCCAUGGCGACCACUUAGCUUCAACAGCGCGCCACAGAGAAUUGCCACCCGGAAGCGGAAGCCGCCCCGCGGCCGGGGCGGGCGAGAGAGGCGGGUAAAAGGAAUGACUUCCGAUUCCCGGGAACCGCCCCGCCCAUUUCCCUUCCGUCUCCUUCUUUGGGAUUGGCUGCCCGGCGCUCAGGCCCCGCCUUCUCACGACGCCCCUGGCGGUCACUUUUCCCGCCUCCGCCUGGGCCGCGCAGCCGAGCUCUGUGACAGUUGAGGAUGGCCGGAGCCGAGAGCCCCGCCGGCGGCCAGGCGGAGCUGGAGCCCGUGGUGUCGCUGGUGGACGUGCUCGAGGAGGACGAGGAGCUGGAGAAUGAGGCGUGCGCUGUCCUGGGCGGCAGCGACUCGGAGAAGUGCUCCUAUUCGCAGGGCUCAGUGAAGAGACAAGCACUGUAUGCCUGUAGUACAUGCACACCAGAGGGAGAAGAACCAGCAGGAAUUUGUCUAGCUUGCAGUUAUGAAUGCCAUGGAAGUCAUAAACUAUUUGAACUAUACACAAAAAGAAAUUUUCGUUGCGAUUGUGGAAACAGCAAGUUUAAAAAUUUGGAAUGCAAAUUAUUUCCUGACAAAUCAAAGGUAAAUUCUUGCAAUAAGUACAAUGACAACUUUUUUGGAUUAUACUGCAUUUGUAAGAGACCUUACCCCGAUCCUGAAGAUGAGGUUCCAGAUGAGAUGAUUCAGUGUGUGGUCUGUGAAGACUGGUUCCAUGGCAGGCAUCUUGGUGCCAUUCCCCCUGAGAGUGGAGAUUUCCAAGAGAUGGUGUGCCAGGCUUGUAUGAAACGCUGUUCUUUCUUGUGGGCUUAUGCUGCCCAGUUGGCAGUCACCAGAGUGUCUGCUGAAGAUGAUGGGCUACUGCUGAAUGUUGAUGGCGUGGGUGAUCAAGAGGUUAUCAAGCCUGAAAAUGGAGGUCACCAAGAUAACACCCCAAAAGAGGAUGUUCCAGAACAUGGAAAGAAUGCUGGCAAGGAAGUUAAAGCUGAGCAGAAUAAUGAGCCAUGUACCAGCUCUAGUUCUGAGUCUGUCAGCCAGAUAGCGUUUAAGAACGAAAACAGCAAACCUGAGGUGCAGUCUGGCUGCAGACUUGAGGAGCUCCAAGCCAAGCAGUUUGUGAAGACAGAUGCUGCCACCUAUUGGCCCCUGAACUGGCGCAGCAGGCUGUGCACCUGCCAAGACUGUAUGAAAAUGUAUAGAGAACUAGAUGUCCUGUUCCUGACAGAUGAAUAUGAUACAGUUUUGGCUUAUGAGAACAAAGGCAAGAGUGAGCAGGCAACUGAUAGAAGAGACCCUUUAAUGGACACACUAAGCAGCAUGAACAGGGUCCAGCAAGUGGAGCUCAUUUGUGAAUACAAUGACUUGAAAACGGAACUUAAAGACUAUCUGAAGAGAUUUGCUGAUGAAGGCACGGUUGUUAAGAGAGAGGACAUUCAGCAGUUCUUUGAAGAAUUUCAAUCAAAAAAGAGAAGGAGAGUGGAUGGGCUGCAGUAUUACUGCAGCUAGAGCGGAGUGCCAUUUCAGGUCCAUGAAAAUGCCACUGUUCUGGAAUAAAGAGACCUGUGUCACACUUGGUCCUCUUUCCAUCCUCCUGUGGCCUCAAGCUCCCUUCUCCUUAACAGCAGCCACAGUGUUUAUGCUGGUGUCUCAUCAUAAGCAUCCUCAAUGACUCAGCCAGAUGCUCCUCAUUCCACAGACUUCAGCUUUCCUGUCCAGGAUACCCAGGGUUUUGCUUGUUUAAAGAAGUUUGAUUUGAUCUUGAGAAAGCAAAUUGAUUUCUUUUUUAGCAAUUUGUUCCAUGACUCCCAAAUGUGUGUCCACAGAGCUAUUGCCUUCUGGGUGCUCUCUGUCUUGCAGGUUUUCUUCCUGUCAGCCUGAACCUCCAUGGGGGACCAUCCCCUCUGCCCUCAUGAUCACGGUGCCUUGGGUCAUGGCUUCCACAAUCCUGCUCUUUGAGUCCUCACUGCUUUCUGAGGUUUGGUCGUGACUUGAAGGGAUUUGAGAACUUUCUCUGGACCAGCCUUCAGAGCACCAGGACUGGUGUUCUGGUGUUGAUAUCUGUUGUAAGCAGGGAGGCUGACUCAUGGCAGGAUUGAGGAAGCAAGCCUUUGUGAAUUUCACCACCGUUCUUUGGGCACUCAGACAUCAGCGUUAGUACUGUAAUGCUCCCAGAGCUUCCAGGGAACCCACCCAUAUCUGAAUCCCUUUGCUGCUGCCUAAAAUGACCAGAUCCCACCUGUGACAUGUGGGUGCUUCACAGAGUCCUCUGGCUUCUUACAUUAUCAGGGAUAUGCAUAAGCAUAUAUUAAAAAUGGACCUAUUUUGAUAUUGUUCUGUUAGGAAAUGGUUAUUGGAACCCCAAUAAGUUAUUUUUUCCCCUUGAAUCUGCUGAAGGCAAAGAUACUGACUGACCUUGGUGGUGAGUGGGGCAGUGAUACUGCCCUGGAAGAGGGACCGAAGAUUCCAGACAAAGCCCUCAGCUGCACACAUGGUGAGUUUUUGUAUGGAAACAGUGUGCACAGCUACUCCCCUCCUGAAUGAAGUCUGAGGAUCCUCGUGGGUUGCUGUAUAAAACUCAGUGUUUGAGGGAAGCCUUUGAAAAGUUCCCUCAGUCUAUGUGGGAAACAUCUUUUGAUUUACAAAGCCCUAAGUUGCCCCUUUGAGAGGAAUAGGGUCUUCCCUAGCACACUGUGAGGUAUAUUAAAAGCAUUUUAGGCCACAUGUUAGUGUGGAUGUUUUUGUGUGUGUGCAGCAAUUGUAUGCAUGAAUGCUCGCCAAUUCCUGGAUAAGAUGAAAGAGCCUACAAAUAAGGCCUCAGGAAAUGGCAUGGCUCCUGUGCUGUAGCCUGCAGCCUCCUAAUGACAGGGCCUGUGAAGACUGAUGUUCAGAGCUGGAAGGUUCCUGGCUGUGGGCAAUGCCUGUAAUGCACUGAGCUAGCCGCCUGGAGAGGGCUCAGUUAAAAACCUCAGGUGCCUACAACCUGCGGAUCUUCCAAAUCUGAGGAUAUUUUGAACUUGAGAGUUGCACUUCCAUGUUCCAUCCUGUCCUCAAAGUUUAUAUCUUCCCAGAUGGCCGACUUACUACCAAAAAGUCCCUGUCUGCCUGGGGCAGGUUAGAGCCAAGGCUUAGUUAGUAUAGUGUUAGCGAGCGGCAGUACAGAUGCCCAGUGCUGAAUGGCCUGUCUAAGAGAGGCUCUCCACUUAACCAGACAACCUCUUUUUGUACACAACUGUUCACAACUAGUUUUCUUACUGACUUGGGCUAUCUCUUCUUGUAGAGAUGGUUUGGGCCAACAUGUCGCAGUUGAUAUUAAUGCAUGUUUUAUGCAAAACAAAAAUGUGAUACUAGUUACUUUUAAGGAAUUCUGGCAUUGUAUGUACAUUUUUGUAGAAAUUACUACUGGACUUAACAUAUUUCAAUCAGGUUUCUGUAAAAUCCAAAUUAAAGCAAUUUAAAAUAGUUGA
Molecule: messenger RNA, 3964 nt
Organism: Onychomys torridus (southern grasshopper mouse)
Lineage: Eukaryota; Metazoa; Chordata; Mammalia; Rodentia; Cricetidae
Gene: Ubr7
Product: ubiquitin protein ligase E3 component n-recognin 7
Exons: 11
Coding region: 729-2006 (425 amino acids)
Cellular component (GO): cytoplasm
Molecular function (GO): ubiquitin protein ligase activity; zinc ion binding
Source: RefSeq, a predicted model, not a curated record